GCAGAACAAACCAUCAAAUGUGUCAAAAAGAAUUUGUCAAAAAUAAACACAAUUCAAAUUAGCUAUUGUUAGAAUGUUAAGAAAAAGUGAUCCUGUUAAUGAGAGGGACAACAUUUUCCACGAGUUGAUUGAGGAGUGUAAAAAUGCUGCGCCAGGUGCUAGGUUAUCGUAUCAGCUGAGAAACAAAUUGGAAAAAUUGCCUGAAGAAACCAGGAGAGAUAUUGUGAAUCGGGUUAAAGUUGGGUGUUCGCCUUUAUUUAUAUCAUGCAUGAAGGGACAAGCCGAAAUUGUAGAAUUUUUGAUUGUGAAAUGUGGUGCCAAUCUGGAACAAAGGGGUUUAUACGAAGUACAAGAAGACAGAUCCACACACAUAGUGACUCCGCUAUGGUGUGCGGCAGUAUCGGGGAUGCUCCCCGUAGUAGAAGUGCUACUACAACACAAAGCCGACAUAAACGCUGUGUCGGACACAGGCUCAACCCCCGUAAGAUCGGCAUGUUUCAUGACGCACCUGGAGAUAGUGAAAUACCUGGUGAUGCACGGGGCCGACAUAAACCGGCCCAACUACAACGGCGGAACGUGCUUGAUAAACUCCGUUCAAAGCGCCCCACUGUGUUUUUUCCUGCUGGAGAGCGGGGCGGACGUUAACGCGAGGGACAUACAGAACAAAACGGCCCUGCACUACGCGAUACAGGAACACAGACUCGAAACCACGCAGCUAUUGUUGAUGAACAAUGCCGACUACGAAGCCAAGUCGCGGUACGGCGAUGACGCCCUGCAAAUGGCGUGUCUCAAAGGGGCUGUGCAGAUUUUCAAGUAUCUAGAAACCGAAAUACGUUACCCCCCGGAAAAACUAGCCAACGCGUACGAACUAAUGGGGGCCACGUACCUAGACGAACACAACGACUUAGUCGAAGCUUUAUAUUACUGGAAAAUGGGUUUGGCUAUCAGACAACGACACAAUUUAAUGAAAAAGAGGCCCGUGAUGCCCCCCAGAGAGGGCUACAGGUACAAAAAGGAGUUCGAGACUUUCGAAGAGCUCGAGAAUAUUUCCACCGACCUGGAUGCCAUAAGAACGCAAAGUUUGAUGAUUGCCGAAAGAAUUUUGGGGCCCCAUCACAAAGACACCAUUUUUAGGUUAAUGUACAGAGGCGCCGCGUACGCUGACGUGAUGCGCUACCAGCACAGCAUCGACCUCUGGCGGCGUGCGCUGGAAAUUCGAAUAGAAAAAGACUCCAUACUAUAUACUGACACGUGUUUCACAGCGCAGGCAAUAGUGCGUUUGAUGAUCGAUUUUAACGAGAAAUCGUCGAUAUCGCAAUCCGACAACAACGCGCAACGGUUCCAGGACAUCGUGGCAACGUUUAAAAUAAUGACGAGAGAUCUGGAAGAAAUGCGCCGUCUGUUGACAAUAAGGCCGGUCUACAAAAGACAGGCGGAAUUUUUCGAUAAAGUUUUAAAAUGCAUCACGCACUUGAUUUAUCUGAUGAUAGACACCGCUAAAACGGAAGAGCAAAAAAAGACCGUCAACAAUUUGAUCACCGAUUUGGUCAGGAAAAACAUCAAAAGCGUCACCAACGAGGAUUCAAUAAUGCAUUUGUGCGUCUCAAUAAUGAACACCAUCAGAUCCAGCUAUUUUACCGACGAAGAACCCAUUAUGAUUUUCCCGCACAGGGGCGUAAUUAAGACCCUUUUGGACAUUGGGGCCCCAAUAAACGCUAAAAACGAUCACGGGUCAACUCCCUUGCACGUCGCGUCUGCGCCUUGGAAUUAUUCGGAAUGGUUGAUAAAGCUGCUGUUGAGUUAUGGCGCCCACAUAGAUCAGCCGAAUGUGUCUGGCAAUACUGCAGCUUCGGAAAUAUUAAAAAACGCUAAGAAUAAUGAGUCUGACAUUCAAAUUUUGGAUUAUAUUAAGUUGUCUUGUUUAUGUGCAACUGUAAUCACGAAAUAUCAGAUUCCUUAUAAGAAUCAACUGCCGAAAACUUUAGAGCAAUUCGUUCAAUUGCACGAAGCCAAAUAGUUGUUUCUGACUGCGUUCAUAUUACUAUUUUUUAUCACAGAAAGACUGUAUUAUUUUCACAUUAAAGCUUUAAACAGUCAUUAUUUUAUUGGACAGCUGUAUUAUACAUAUAUAAUUUUUUAUCACCCAAUUUAUUGAACUAAAUUACUACAAAAGUGAUAUUGUUUCAAUUUUCUUG
This is a messenger RNA of Brassicogethes aeneus, 2195 nucleotides long. The record is from the annotation of a GenBank genome assembly. Lineage: Eukaryota; Metazoa; Arthropoda; Insecta; Coleoptera; Nitidulidae.